AUGGAUUUCCUCAAGAAGAAAGUUAUGAACGAGGCUUUGAAGGUUGCGACUGGGAAGGACAACAAGCAGUCGUCUUCGUCGUCGACUGUGCCUGGUCAACCUAAGAAAGAGGACCAUCUUGACAAAGCCAUCGACCUUGUCCAAGAACACAUUUUCAAGCAGGGCUCGCAGAAGAACGAGUCUGCGGCUGAACAGGCUAAAGACGAGAAGAUCAAGAAGGGGAUUACGACCAUGUACAAGAUGGCUACGGGGAAGAAAUUCCCUGGUACCAAGUAA
Molecule: messenger RNA, 276 nt
Organism: Coprinopsis cinerea okayama7#130
Lineage: Eukaryota; Fungi; Basidiomycota; Agaricomycetes; Agaricales; Psathyrellaceae
Exons: 3
Coding region: 1-276 (91 amino acids)
Source: RefSeq, a predicted model, not a curated record